Messenger RNA from Cynoglossus semilaevis (tongue sole), 2436 nucleotides. RefSeq names its product carbohydrate sulfotransferase 15-like. Lineage: Eukaryota; Metazoa; Chordata; Actinopteri; Pleuronectiformes; Cynoglossidae. Gene Ontology annotation, biological process: hexose biosynthetic process. The record is from RefSeq and is a predicted model, not a curated record. The transcript has 8 exons. The coding region runs from base 157 to 1614 and encodes 485 amino acids. Gene Ontology annotation, molecular function: N-acetylgalactosamine 4-sulfate 6-O-sulfotransferase activity.
GCCCAGUUGCACACCUCCUCAAAUCACAAUCGACCGUGGUCAGCCGUGUGGAUGCUCGUUUUUUGAAGUUUCACACGGACUUCAGGUCGGGUCGUUUCGGCUCCAAGUACCUAGCACUUGAACACACCUAACACUGGACUCGUUGGAAGACAAACCAUGAGCUCUUCACUCACCAACCAACUGACUGUCUCCAAAAUCAGACUGUUCAGUUUCUUCAUUGGCUUGGCACUUAUCCUGCUCAUCAUAGCCUCCUAUGGCGUGUUGUGGUACCACAAAGGGUUCCUCUUCACUCCAACACCCUACCAGCCGAGCCCUAUGGUCGCUGCACAGCGGAAAUCAGAAGAGGAAUUGACUCCUAAGAAUGUCAAAUUAGACAUGAAGUCACUGAUGAGCACCAUCGGCUCUAAAAUUGACUACUCACCAAGAAGUAUUCCAAAGCAGGAGGAAUUGGUCGAAAUAGACACCCUGUUAAGUAAUGUACUUCGGCGAAGAAUCUCCAUGGCCAUCAAGAGCCCCUGCUGGUACGCAAUGUUCAAGCCUGAAAUCUAUGCUGAUGUGUAUAAGACUUGUCAAUUCACCAAGGUCUUCUCAGAGUUCAAGACUAUGUUUGACAACCUGUGGCUUGACUACGAGGAGCAUUUACGAAGCGCAAAUAGUGGGAAGUUUCAUUUGCGUUGUUUGCCUUACUUUUACAUCAUUGGCCAACCAAUGUGUGGAACAGAGGACAUGUUUCAAAGACUGCGGCUGCACCCGGAGAUCCAGUACAACAUUAUCAGUGAGCCAAACUAUUGGACUUGGAGAGGCUUUGGUCAAGGCUUUGAGCAUGAGGGCGUAUUCGUGGAGAAUAUUCCACCAAAAGAUUAUCUGAACUUGUUCGAUCUGUCAGCCAGGAUGAUUCAUGAUUCAUUCGAAAACAGAGCCAAAUAUCCCAAAGGGCCCAAGAUCCUAACAGGUGAAGCUAGUCCAACCAUUAUGUCCUGGAACAACCAUGCCUGGAGUGAAUUCUACAACGGCUGGCAAAAUGGAGAACCCAAAUUCAUGACCAUUGACUUCAUCAACUUGAUUACUCCAGCUGCAAAAUUUAUAGCCAUACUGAGAAAUCCAAUUGAGAGGCUUUAUUUUGAAUACAUGAACUCAGUAAGAGAGAUUAAGACGCCAGAAGACUUCCAUCAGAAUGUCCAGGAGUCUUUGCAGACGUUUCAUUCUUGUCUGUCUGUGGCCACACUUCGAAAUUGCGUCUACAACGACAGUUACACAGACCCCACCUUUUUGACCAAUCUCAAGUUGGGGAUAUACGUUGUCUUCCUAAAGGACUGGCUGACUGUUUUUCCAAAAGAGCGCAUUUUAAUUGUGCGACUAGAGGACUACAGAGUCAACCUAAAAGCAGAAUUUAAAAAAAUUCUCACUUUCCUGGAUGCAGAUCCAUUUUCAGAGCAGCUAGAGGAAGAAUUGAUCCAAAUACCCAUCCCAAGUCAUCUGCAGUCGGCAGACAAAUUGCCUCAAAAAAUACUUCCAUCGACCAGACAACUACUUUACGAAUUUUAUCAUCCUUUCAAUGACAAACUUGCAAAUUUGCUUGACAACAAAGGUUUCGUUUGGAAUGGCUCUAGUUAAACAUUAGGCAUGUUUUACUAAUGUUAUCCAGAGUCAACCAUUCAUUCCUUGCAAUACUAUAUAACAGCGGUUAAUUGUGCUUUUAAAACAGCAUUUUCUUGGAUGGGUAAAAUUACCAAAACUCAAUUUUGGAGUUAGAAAACUAGAAAACUAUUGUGGUAUUAUGGGUACUGACAUUCAUUAAGUACACAGCUAAAGAAGGGAUUGGGGCAUAUAGAGAGGACGGGCAUUAAUUAGGAGAAACUUAGUGUAUCUAGAGUUCUUUGAUACAUACUGUAUAAGUAUAUGGCAGAAGGACAUCCAUAUUUUUAUGUCAUGUGUUCUCGUUAUUUACACUGGUACAAAACACAGUACUCACAUUGAAAUACAGCAUAUAGCACAUUAUAGCACAGUACAAAAAAAAAAACACUGGAUUAGUAAACAUUUAUCCACAGCACUAGGCUGGUUUGUUCAGAUCUUUGAAAUAAAUUAAGAAAUAUAACAUAUUUUUGUACAAAAAUCACCAACCGACCAAGAGAUAAAAGAUACUGAUUUUUUUUAUUUAUUUAUUGACAUGACAAGAGUUGGUAGAUGUAUCUUAAUAUCUUUUAAACCAGUUUAAGUAGUUAGAAGCAAAAAGAAAUGUAUAUAUGUGUGUGUGUGUGUGUGUGUGGGUGUGUGUGUGUGUGUGUGUGUGUGUGUGUGUGUUAUGUAGGGGACUUUGAUUUCAGAUCAGAAUAAGAAUGACACUUUUUUGUUUAAUCCAGUGGAACUUGUUGGUAUCUUUUAACUAUAAGAUCACAUGUUGGGAAUAAAUAAAUGAAAUAAAAAUAGUAAACAAGA